Molecule: messenger RNA, 4344 nt
Organism: Microtus oregoni (creeping vole)
Lineage: Eukaryota; Metazoa; Chordata; Mammalia; Rodentia; Cricetidae
Product: zinc finger protein 160-like
Exons: 5
Coding region: 974-3217 (747 amino acids)
Biological process (GO): regulation of transcription by RNA polymerase II
Molecular function (GO): DNA-binding transcription factor activity, RNA polymerase II-specific; RNA polymerase II cis-regulatory region sequence-specific DNA binding
Source: RefSeq, a predicted model, not a curated record
CCAGAGCCUUUAGAAUGGUUGCCUGCCUAGGAGCUGCGUGGAGAACCUUUACCCAUGCCCGGGAACCGUAUUUUGUGCGCCAGCUCAACCCGCGUGACGCGGAGAGCCGGGAGACUGAGGAAGUAGGGACGUGGGAGAGAGAUGGCAGCAGAGCGAGGCGAGGGCUGCCCAGACAAGAAGCACCCAGAAAGGAUCAGGGACACGGAUUCAGACGCUUCUGCGGCUGGGGAGGAGACUUGACUGUCGUUGGUGCGGGAAGAGCCAGGCGAUGAGGGGACUAGAGAGGGGUGAAGCUGCAGGUGACAGUGGACCUGGUUGCGGUGGGAUAUCUGGCCCGUCGGAGGGAAUACACAAAGCAGGGUCUGGAACUAGCUCUGUAGACCAGGCUCCAAAGCCACAGUGAAACCCUGUCUUGAAAAAACCAAAAAAAAAAAAAGCAGGGUCUGGAGUACAGAAAGCAACGGGAGGUGAGGGGACACGAGCUGAGCUGCCGUUGUGUGGAGGGUGGCUGGAGAGAAAGAAAAGCUGGUGGAAGGUGUCAAGGAGAUAGUGCAGAAUGAGGGCGGGAGAGGCUAGAUAAGGGAGGAGUUGAUGGGUUAAUAGGGUUAUUGUUAUUGAGCUUGCCUUUUUGUUGAAAAAGCUUUGCUUAAAUGUUGGUGGUGAGAAAGAGAAUUGCAAAAUGUGUAUCUGCCGGGCACGUAUUGUGCAGAGCAUGUUGGCACACACCAGUAAUGUCAGCGUGUGGAAGCAAAGCUGGGGUAGGAAUACGGACAGUUUAAGGCAGCCUGGAAAAGAUAACGUAAGGCACUUUCCAAGUGAGUAAAUAAUGUUGAGGUUUGAGGAUACUGCCCCCGUUUAGACCUUCUUCAGCCAGAACAGUGAUGUGACUCCUUUCGACAAGGUCACCCUUUGGUUUCACAGGACUGACUUCUGAAUACUCAAGUUACUCAAGGAAGAAACUGGGAGGAGGAAAAUGAAGAAACAGAAAGAAACAGUAAUGUCUGCCAUGAAGGGGAAGUUGACUUUCAGUGAUGUGGCCAUAGAGUUCUCUCAGGAGGAGUGGGAAUGCUUGAACCCUGCACAGAGGGCUUUGCACAGGGAUGUCAUGUUGGAGAACUACAGCAACCUGGUCUCCCUCGGAGUCACACUUCCUAAUCUGAAUAUUAUGUCUAUGUUGGAAGAAGAGAAAGGGUCCUGGAUCGUGGAGAGUAAGGCAGUAAUAACCAGAAAACCAAAUGGACAAGAAUAUGUGAGGACAGUCAACUCUCUUGAACAUAUAAUUAAAGAUUUACCACCAAAAGAGAGCAGCAAUUCAGGGGAAAUAGACCAGACAGUGGUGUCAGAAAGAUAUAAAAGCAGUGGCACUAAAGACUGUUCGUUCAGAGGACUCCAGAAGAACGUACAGGAUUUUGAGAGGAAAGACAGUGAAAGGAGUUAUAAAUUCACCCAUAGAAGACAUCAAGAUUGUAGAAAGAAUACAGGAAAAUGCCUUAGGAACUUAUUUGAAAUGCAGCCAUUUCCAUCUACAGAGAAUAUUGAUGAUGAUGAACUUCAGUCUAUCACCAGUGGCUUUUCAAUUUCAUCAUCUGAACAGAUUUCGUCUAUUGGUGUCAAAGCUCACAUUGUUCAUGAAUAUGAAUAUGAUGUUUAUUGUUCACUACUUAUGAAAAGACGCAAAGCACACAUUAAGGAAAAACCUUAUCAAUGUAAUGAGUGUGGCAAGGUCUUCAGUUAUACUUCUUCUCUGGCACAUCAUCGGCAAAUUCAUUCUGGAGAGAAACUUUACAAAUGUGUCCAAUGUGGUAAGGCUUUUUUUCGACGUUCUUACCUUUUGGUACAUGAGAGGCAUCAUACUGGAGUAAAACCUUACAAAUGUAAUGAAUGUGGCAAGGUCUUCACACAGAAUUCACACCUUACAAGUCAUCGGAGAAUUCAUACUGGUGAGAAACCAUACAAGUGUAAUGAAUGUGGCAAAGCCUUUAGUGUUCGUUCAAACUUAACUAAUCAUCAGGUAAUUCAUACUGGUGAAAAACCUUAUAAAUGUAACGAGUGUGGCAAGGUCUUCAGUCAGACUUCAAGCCUUUCAGUUCAUCGGAGAACUCACACUGGGGAGAAACCUUACAGGUGCAAUGAGUGUGGGAAAGCCUUUAAUUCACAUUCAAACCUAAAUACCCAUCAGAUAAUCCAUACUGGAGAAAAACCCUACAAAUGUUCAGAGUGUGGCAAGGUCUUUACUCAGAAUUCACACCUUGCAAAUCAUUGGCGAAUACAUACUGGAGAAAAACCUUACAAGUGUAAUGAGUGUGGAAAGGCUUUUAGUGUGUAUUCCAGCCUCACUACCCAUCAAGCAAUCCAUAGUGGAGAAAAACCUUACAAGUGUGAUGAGUGUGGCAAGGUUUUCACGCAAAAUUCACAUCUUGCAAGUCAUCGUGGAGUCCACAGUGGGGAGAAACCUUACAAAUGUGAAGAAUGUGGCAAAGUCUUCAGUCAAACUUCAAACCUCGCAAGGCAUUGGAGGGUUCAUACUGGGGAGAAACCUUACAAAUGCAAUGAAUGUGGCAAAGCUUUUAGUGUGCGUUCGAGCCUAACUUCCCAUCAGGUAAUCCAUACUGGAGAAAAACCUUUCAAAUGUAAUGAAUGUGGCAAGGUCUUUAGUCAGACUUCAAGCCUUGCAAUUCAUCAGAGAAUUCACACUGGAGAGAAACCUUACAGGUGCAAUGAGUGUGGGAAAGCCUUUAAUUCACAUUCAAACCUAAAUACCCAUCAAGUAAUCCAUACUGGACAAAAACCCUAUAAAUGUCUGGAAUGUGGCAAGGUCUUUACUCAAAAUUCACACCUGGCAAAUCAUCGCAGAACCCACACAGGAGAGAAACCUUACAAGUGUAAUGAGUGUGGCAAAGCCUUCAGUGUGUACUCAAGUCUGACUACUCAUCAGGCAAUCCAUACUGGAGAAAAACCUUACAAGUGCAAUGAAUGUGGUAAAGUCUUCACUCAAAAUUCACACCUAGCAAGUCACCGUAGGACUCAUACUGGAGAAAAACCUUACAAAUGUGAUAAGUGUGGUAAAGCCUUUAGUGUACGUUCAAGCUUGACUACCCAUCAGGCAAUCCAUACGGGAGAAAAACCUUAUACAUGUAGUGUGUGUGGCAAAGUCUUUAGUCGAAGUUCCAACCUUGCAAGUCAUCAGAGACUUCAUAUUGGACAGAAACAUAAGUGACUGUAGCAAGGCCUUCAGCCCCAAUUCACUUGCACAAUAUCCAGGAAUUCAGUCUUAAGAAAAUAUUAAUUUAAAUGAUAGAACAACACUCAUCAAGAGUUAAAGUACAUCACUGGUUAUGGUUGUAUGCAUGCAAACCACACACUUGUCAGACAGUUGUGGGAUUUACCAGAGGAAUAAGUCUUCAUCUUCCAUAGCUAAUCUUUGAUGUUACAGGCAACAAAAUAAUUGUUAAUUGCAGAACAAUUAAAGUUCAGAAUAGGCUAAAACUAUACACAUACACACACACACACACAUAUGUUGCAAGACUACAUUGAUAUACCUGGUUGCCUUCAGGAUAUAAAUUAGUCAUUGUUUUGUAUUUCCCUGCAAAGUCUUCCUUAUAAUUUAUGAUUGUCAGCCUCAACUUUGUGAUGGUACAGUUCUUGCCCCAGGGCCUUUUUUUGCACCCUCUGGGAAAAACAGGAUGAAAAAUCACAUUAGUAUGAAAGGAGCAUGUCUAUAAUUUCUGAGAAUGGCUCCACCUUUUGAAUUAACUAUUACUUAACUUAUUGUUUUGUUUUAGUUGUGAUUUACCCUAUGACCAAAGCCAACUUGGGGACUAAAGUGUUUAUUUCAUCUUAUGGAUUAUAAUUAAUUAAGAUAAGCCAGAGCAAGGGCUUGAGUAGGAACGUGGAGGCAGGAACUAAGGUAGAUAAUGGAGAAGGUAUGCCUGCUGGUUCACUUUUCAUGGCUUAACUUCCCUUAUACAACCCAGUACCACCUAGCACGGGGUGGUAGUGCCCAAAUUGGACCAGGCCCUCCCAGAAAAUGUUUGUCAGAUAUACUCAGAGUCCAGCCUGAUGGAGGCAGUUUCUUAAAAGUCCCUCUUUCCAGGUAAUUCCUGGGUGUCAGGUUGACAAGAUCUAAACAGAACAUUUAUCAUCUGAAAGGCAUGAGAUAUUGUAAAACUGCAACGCAAAGUUUUCAAGUUCAUUGUGUAAUUUGGGGGCUAUCUGUGUGACAUCAGCAAUUAAAUGGGAAUGAAAUUAGAAUAUUGAACUUUUUUUCUUUUUUAGUUUUCUUUUUUUAUUUAUUAAAAAUUUUCCCCUCCUCCCAUUUCCCUCCCCCUCCUUCUCCAGUCCUAA